This is a messenger RNA of Mangifera indica (mango), 1769 nucleotides long. Its product is annotated as glutamate decarboxylase 1. The transcript is spliced from 7 exons. The record is from RefSeq and is a predicted model, not a curated record. Bases 78 to 1589 code for a protein of 503 amino acids. NCBI's taxonomy places the organism in Eukaryota, Viridiplantae, Streptophyta, Magnoliopsida, Sapindales, Anacardiaceae. Gene Ontology annotation, biological process: L-glutamate catabolic process. Gene Ontology annotation, molecular function: pyridoxal phosphate binding; glutamate decarboxylase activity. Gene Ontology annotation, cellular component: cytosol.
GAGGGAAAUAAAUAAAUAAACAUCUCUCAUCUUUCUUUCCGUGAAAGUCUCCUGCAUUUUGCCUUUGUUCAGAAAAAAUGGUUCUGUCCAAGACUGCUUCUGAGUCCGAUGUCUCCGUCCACUCCACCUUCGCCUCUCGAUAUGUUCGAGCCUCACUCCCAAGGUUCAAGAUGCCGGAAAACUCGAUCCCGAAGGAAGCGGCGUACCAGAUCAUUAACGAUGAGCUAAUGUUGGAUGGAAACCCUCGGUUGAACCUGGCAUCCUUUGUGACGACGUGGAUGGAACCUGAGUGCGAUAAGCUCAUUAUGGCUGCCAUUAACAAGAACUAUGUUGACAUGGAUGAGUACCCCGUCACCACUGAGUUACAGAAUCGGUGCGUGAAUAUGAUAGCACAUCUUUUUAAUGCACCACUCGGAGAUUCAGAGACCGCAAUUGGGGUUGGGACUGUGGGAUCAUCUGAGGCCAUUAUGUUGGCUGGCUUAGCUUUUAAAAGGAAAUGGCAGAACAAGAGGAAAGCCGAGGGCAAACCAUACGAUAAGCCCAACAUUGUCACCGGAGCCAACGUUCAGGUAUGCUGGGAGAAAUUUGCAAGGUACUUCGAGGUGGAGCUGAAGGAGGUGAAGCUAAGAGAUGGAUACUAUGUUAUGGACCCUCAAAAGGCAGUUGAAAUGGUAGACGAGAACACUAUUUGUGUUGCUGCUAUUCUUGGUUCCACUCUCAACGGAGAAUUCGAAGAUGUUAAGCUUUUGAAUGAUCUCUUGACUGAGAAGAACAAACAAACUGGAUGGGACACUCCAAUCCAUGUUGAUGCUGCCAGCGGUGGUUUUAUUGCUCCAUUUCUUUACCCAGAGCUUGAGUGGGAUUUCCGGUUGCCAUUGGUGAAGAGCAUUAAUGUGAGCGGGCAUAAGUAUGGACUUGUCUAUGCUGGGAUUGGAUGGGUUGUUUGGAGGAACAAAGAGGACUUGCCUGAAGAACUCAUCUUCCAUAUCAACUAUCUUGGAGCUGAUCAACCUACCUUCACUCUUAACUUCUCUAAAGGUUCUAGUCAAGUUAUUGCUCAGUACUAUCAACUCAUCCGAUUGGGUUAUGAGGGUUACAAGAACAUCAUGGAAAACUGUCGUGAAAAUAUGAUAGUGCUGAAAGAGGGACUGGAGGAAACAGGGCGAUUCAACAUAGUUUCAAAAGACAACGGGGUGCCUUUAGUUGCAUUUUCUCUUAAAGACAACAGCUGCCACGACGAAUUCGAGGUUUCAGACAUGUUGAGGCGGUUCGGAUGGAUUGUGCCUGCAUACACAAUGCCCCCAGAUGCGCAGCACGUGACAGUGCUCCGCGUAGUCAUAAGAGAAGACUUCUCCCGCACAUUGGCUGAGCGUCUAGUUGUGGACAUUCAGAAAGUUCUGCAUGAGCUUGACACUCUUCCGGCAAGGAUCAAGGCCAAGAUUGCAGCAGCCGCUGAUGAAAACACAAACGUAAACGCCACUGCUGAAACUUUGGCUCCUAAGAAAAGUGAUGAGCAGUGGAAGAGGGAGAUUACAACGUUUUGGAGGAAGUGUGUGAUGGAGAAGAAGAAGAUGAAUGGAGUCUGUUAAAGCAAGAGCUUCAGGUAAUUUCUCUAAAAUAAUUGAAUGUGUGCGGCUUAUUUGAUGGAUGAAUGGAUGGAUAUAUAUACAAUAUCGCUUUCCAUAUCCUUUCGGUUUGUUGAGAUUUGUCUUUUAACUUAUUCGCGGUAACUGAUUUAAGAUGAGAUUAUGUUAAGUUUUUAUCUUUAA